CAAACGAGAGUAACAAACGAGCAAAAAAUUAUUGCAAGCACGCGUCCACUCUCAUUUGCAACUCCAAUACUACUGAUGCGUCUGCCGACGAGUGGUGGAUAGGAUAGGGCGCCAGACGUCCGCCUGAAUCACUUUGUUGCGUGCCGCAAAAACUGGCAUCUAUCGGAUUGAUGGCAGACGCAUCUGCGGACGUCAAAUACCUACUACAGACGCGCAAACCUACCCGUCUACACCACGUUGACGGAGGUAUCCGCAGAUGGCAUCUGCGGAUACGUCCGCCGACGUGUAGAGGGGGCAUUAGAAAGGGAAAGAUUUAUUUCUUUCACUCAGUCCGUUUUUAAGAAUAAUGUAUUUAGUCCUGUUUGUUUGGACGAAGAAUCUCGCAUAUUAGGUGUAGAGCAUGGACGAAACAUUGCAUGACCAACAAGGGUUUUGGUAAAUUAUUAUAACAGGACAUCAGGACAUUGACAGAAUCAAGUCCUGUCAUCAAUAUUCUCAGUGAUUCCAACCAACAUCAAUGUCAUGAAAUGACGGUUAAUGUAAUUUAAUUUAUCUUAGACUGUAAAAACAAAUAUAAAAUGUGCUUUCCUUUUUGAAAUAUUAAAUGAUUAAUUAAGAUUAAUUAACUUAAAUAAUAACAAAAUAUAAAAAGGAAUGGACAUUGACGAGUCUAUCACAGUGACGAAAAUAAGUAAUCCAAAUGAACAAUAUUACUUGCUGGUGGGAUGGCAGCUAAAUUCCUUUGAAAUGUAUCUUUACACAAAAGAUCAACUAUGGAAAGGAAAAUUUUCAUCUAACCGCUUAACAGGAUUCAGUCAAAAUUUAAAUAUAUCUGAAAUGGAAUACUAUAAAAAAUGCAGGCAUUGUUUGUCUGAGCAAAUAGAAGAUUACCAGUAUGAAAUGAAAAGUGGCUUAUUUUAUUGGAAAAAGAAAUAUGCAGAUUCGUUGGUAAUAGAAGGGUUUUUACCAUUAGAACUCGAUGCAUCGCCAUCACAUUCGCGGCCUGAUUUAUUUGAAAUUCUACUUGUGCUAAAUAAGAAUUUAAAGGAAAAACUGGUUAGAAUAAAACGAAAUUGCAAGACCCUGAGAAAAGACUUUUACAAAUGUUUGAAAGACACUGAAGAAUUUUUAUAUCUUAAAAUAGAAAUGGAAAAAACUCUUUGCGAUAGAUUUUUACAUGUACUUAAUUCAAAAAGGAGUGGAUCAAAAACAACUACAAUCGAUAAGAAAACUAUCAGUUCUGUACGCAACUAAAACAGCAUAAAAUAAAUUAUUA
This is a messenger RNA of Chilo suppressalis (striped riceborer), 1276 nucleotides long. The record is from the annotation of a GenBank genome assembly. Lineage: Eukaryota; Metazoa; Arthropoda; Insecta; Lepidoptera; Crambidae.